AUGAUAAAAGAAACAGAGGAAUACGGUCAAAAUAAAGAGAAAGAAAAGACCCUUCACAGUGAUAAACAAAACCCUUCUUAUAGCAAAGAAGUCCUAUAUCACAAUAAGCAUGUAGAGAGUGUAGAUGAUGUACUCAAGAUGGAAGCGCAAAAAAUGUACGGAGAAGCAUCACACACUGAAAAGUCUCCACAAAAGCAAGAUGAACAUCCAAUAAAGAACAAUGACACCCAUGCGAAUUCUCACCAAGUAGAAAAGGCAACACUUAGCUCAAGUGGCUCAGGUAGUGUAGAAGAGAACGCACAUAUACUAGAAGGCAAACAUCGUUCUGAUUACGCAAGACAAGCAAAUAGUAGUACCAGCAGUAAUGGUGAUGCUGGUAACACAGAUAAAGAUAGUACAGAUGAAAGUAAGGUUUUGAAUAUGAGUAGCGAAGGAGAUGCGAAGCAGGAGCGCACUGCACACCACACUCAUCUAGACGGUGUUUCAGAUGCAGAUCCCCAGGGUAGUGGUAAGAAUGACGUAGACACAGAAGACGAAAGCUCUCGCCUGAAAGAAGAAAUGUUACGCUUGCGUGCAGAUGUGGAAAACACGAAAAAGCGUCUUGUAAAACUCGCAGACGAUAGAGUAAGAGAAAAAACAUCAGCCCUCCUUUUAGAUAUUAUUGAACACAUUGACAACUUUGAAAGAGCCACUGAAUCCCAGAAGCAUCUUUCACAUACUUCCGAAACUGGAAAUACAAAGCAGAAGGAAGUAAACGCAAUCCUCGAAGGAGUGGAUAUGAUAAAGCAGCAAUUACUCAGUAAUUUAGAAUCAAGUUGGGGUCUGUCAAUUAUUAAAGCACAGGAUGUGGAGUUUGAUCCUACAUUACAUGAAGCAAUUAUGAGAGAAGAAACAGAUAUAGUACACAAACCUACAGUUACCCAAGUGUUUAUGAAUGGCUACAUGUAUCUUGAUAGAGUUAUACGGCCUGCCAAAGUAAAGGUAGCCUUACCUAAGACCGUUGAAAGCAAUGCAAAUAAACAAUAA
This is a messenger RNA of Ylistrum balloti, 1026 nucleotides long. RefSeq names its product protein GrpE-like. Gene Ontology annotation, biological process: protein folding. Gene Ontology annotation, molecular function: protein homodimerization activity; protein-folding chaperone binding; adenyl-nucleotide exchange factor activity. The record is from RefSeq and is a predicted model, not a curated record. The transcript has a single exon. Bases 1 to 1026 code for a protein of 341 amino acids. Lineage: Eukaryota; Metazoa; Mollusca; Bivalvia; Pectinida; Pectinidae.